Molecule: messenger RNA, 5538 nt
Organism: Schizophyllum commune H4-8
Lineage: Eukaryota; Fungi; Basidiomycota; Agaricomycetes; Agaricales; Schizophyllaceae
Product: beta and beta-prime subunits of DNA dependent RNA-polymerase
Exons: 23
Coding region: 282-5360 (1692 amino acids)
Biological process (GO): transcription by RNA polymerase II
Cellular component (GO): RNA polymerase II, core complex
Molecular function (GO): DNA binding
Source: RefSeq, a predicted model, not a curated record
CAACCGUCACCGCCGCCGCGACGAGUCUCGAGUUCCGCUUCGGUCCCUCGAGUAUCUUCGUAGCCAGUGCCCCGACGGAGCUCCAGGAGACGCUUGACCGCGUCUGCUGAGCGUUUUCCACGCGUUUAUCGGCCUAGGAGUCCUCCCGGAAGCCGCGCGCAAAACACCCGCCCCCCUCGCGCAACACCACCACCUUACACAUCUACGACUAAUUCUGCCUCGCUACGCGACGAGGAAGAGGAACUUGAGCUUUAGACUGUGCUACACGACCCCUACCCAGCAUGCUUGGACACCAGUUCGCGUACUCGGCCGCGCCUGUGCGCAAGGUCAAGGAGGUUCAGUUCGGUAUCCUGUCUCCGGAGGAAAUCAAAGCCAACUCUGUGGCGAAAAUUGAGUUUCCCGAGAUCAAUGACGAAGGCACUCACCGUCUCAAAACGGGUGGCGUCAACGACCCUCGCAUGGGCACCAUCGACCGCAACUUCAAGUGCCAGACCUGUGGUGAAGGCAUGUCCGAGUGCCCGGGCCAUUUCGGUCACAUCGAACUGGCGCGACCAGUCUUUCACCCUGGUUUCAUCGUCAAAGUGAAGAAGAUCCUGGAGUGCAUCUGCGUGAACUGUGGAAAGCUGAAAGCCGACAUCUCCGACCCCUCUUUCGCGGACAGGAUCCGACACGUUCGGGAUCCGAAGCAUCGCCUGGCGGCCGUUUGGGCGUACUGCAAGGGCAAAAUGAUGUGCGAGACGGAUGACCCCAAGGAAGAGGGCCAGGAAGAUCACGAAGAGAAGAAAGGCCACGGCGGUUGCGGCCAUAUUCAGCCUGUGAUCAGGAAGGAGGGCUUGAAAAUGUUCGUCCAGUACAAGAAGGCCAAGGACGACGACGAUGAGGGCAAGUCGGUGCAGUCUGAGAAGCGCCUCAUCAUGCCGUCCGAGGUUUACACGACGUUCAAGAAGAUGUCUGAGGACGAUUUGCGCUUGCUCGGUUUGUCCGAGGAGUACGCAAGGCCCGAGUGGAUGAUCUUGACUGUCUUGCCCGUCCCGCCACCCCCAGUCCGUCCCAGUAUCGCGAUGGACGGUGGUGCCCAGAAGAGCGAGGAUGACUUGACGUACAAGCUCAUCGAGAUCAUCAAGGCGUCCGGGAACGUACGGCGGUGUGAGCAGGAGGGCGCACCCGCACACGUCGUGAACGAGUUCGAGCAGUUGUUGCAGUUCCAUGUUGCGACGUACAUGGACAACGACAUUGCUGGUAUCCCGCAGGCGAUGCAGAAGUCCGGUCGUCCGAUCAAGGCGAUUCGCGCGCGCCUAAAGGGCAAGGAGGGUCGUCUGCGUGGUAACUUGAUGGGCAAACGUGUGGACUUCUCGGCGCGUACUGUCAUCACCGGUGAUCCGAACCUCGAGCUCGACCAAGUUGGUGUACCGAGGAGUAUCGCGAUGAACCUGACCUUCCCUGAGCGAGUCACACCGUACAACAUCGACUACCUGCAGACGCUAGUACGGAAUGGGCCUACAACUUACCCUGGUGCUCGCUACGUCGUCCGUGAUACAGGAGAACGUAUAGAUCUGCGGUACAACAAGCGUGCGGACGCGUUCUUGCAGUUUGGGUGGAUCGUGGAGCGGCAUCUGAAGGACGGAGAUUAUGUGCUCUUCAACCGUCAGCCUAGUCUGCACAAGAUGAGUAUGAUGAGCCAUCGGGUGAAGCUCAUGCCGUACUCCACCUUCCGUCUGAACCUGUCCGUGACGCCUCCUUACAACGCCGAUUUCGACGGUGAUGAGAUGAACAUGCAUAUACCCCAGAGCGAGGAGACAAGAGCAGAGCUCAGCCAGAUCGCAUGGGUGCCGCGUCAGAUUGUUACGCCUCAGUCCAACAAGCCCGUCAUGGGUAUCUUUACCUUGCGCGACUGCUUCAUGGAUUGGAACCAGGUGCAGAACAUCUUGCUCUGGGUACCCAGCUGGGAUGGCAGCCCGAAGCCCUUUAUGGUCAUCCCCCGUGGUAUCAACAUCGCGCGGAAGUCGGAAAAGGACGACGGCAUGUUCAUUGAGAACGGCGACAUCAUGUAUGGUGUCGUCGACAAGAAGACUGUCGGCGCUUCGCAGGAGAAGGGUCCGGAGGCCACGCGCACCCUCUUCACUGGGUUGCAGCAGGUCGUCAACUACUGGCUCUUCCAUAACGGCUUCAGCAUUGGCAUCGGCGACACCAUCGCGGGCCCGGACGUCAUGGCGAAGAUCACGAAGACGAUCGACCAGCAGAAGGAGAAGGUGAAGGAGCUCACCGCCGACGCCUACUGGGACUUGCUCAAGCCCAUGCCGGGUAUGACCAUCCGCGAGACGUUCGAGAGCAAGGUCAACCACGAGCUGAACAAGGCUCGUGACGACGCCGGAAAGGACGCGCAGGACGGCCUGAAGGACGACAACAACGUCAAGCAGAUGGUGGUGGCAGGUUCCAAGGGUUCCUUCAUCAACAUCUCGCAGAUUGUGGAGGGCAAGCGUAUCCCCUUCGGCUUCCGUCAUCGCACUUUGCCGCACUUCACCAAGGACGACUACAGUCCAGAAUCCCGCGGCUUCGUCGAGAACUCGUACUUGCGUGGCCUCACACCGCAGGAGUUUUUCUUCCACGCAAUGUCGGGUCGUGAAGGUCUCAUCGACACGGCCGUCAAGACCGCCGAGACCGGUUACAUCCAGCGUCAUGUCAUGGUCUGCUACGACGGUACUGUGCGCAACUCACUCGGCGAUCUUGACGGCAUGGAUGGCGCCUUCAUUGAGCGGCAGGGUGUUGACACGCUCCUCAUGGGCGACCGGGAGAUGGAGAAGAAGUACAAGAUCGACAUCACGGACUACGGCGAGAGCAGGCUUCCGGCUGGUGUCCUCCAGGUCGGCCUCAUCGACAACCUGAACCAGCAGGAGGCGUUGGACUUGCAGGAGAAGUUGAAUCAGGAGUGGGAGCAACUGCGUGCGGACCGCGACGAGCUUCGCCUCUACGUCUUUCGGGGCUACGACUACCGCAACGCGCCACAGUACCUCCCGAACGCCAUGCAGAUCUUCCAUAUUGACAGGCGAAAGCCGAGCGAUCUUCACCCGGGCUACAUCGUCGACCAGGUCCGCGGCCUCUGCGAGCGCGUUAGCGGUGUGCUCCGCGAAGACAACGAGUUCAGCCGUGAGGCGCAGGACAACUCGGCCAGGCUGUUCCGCAUGCUUCUGCGCGCGCACUUCGCUGCGCGGAAGGUGCUCACUGUCUGGCACUUUACGCAGCAGGCGUUCGACUGGGCCAUCGGGGAAGUGGAGACGAAGUUCAACCAGUCGUUGGCGAACCCGGGCGAGAUGUGCGGGACCCUAGCGGCGCAGUCUAUCGGCGAACCGGCGACGCAGAUGACGCUCAACACCUUCCACUACGCCGGUGUGUCCAGUAAGAACGUCACGCUCGGUGUUCCUCGGCUGAAGGAGAUCAUCAACGUUGCCGCGAACAUCAAGACGCCAGCGCACACUAUCUACCUCGUGCCCGAGAAGGCGCAGAGUAGGCUUGGUGCGAAGGCCGUGCAGGAGCAGCUCGCGUUCACGACGUUACGCACUGUCACCGCUGCUGUGGAGAUCUGGUACGACCCGGACACGCGCAACACAGUCAUUGAAGAGGAUCAAGAGAUGAUUGGGUCCUUCUGGGACAUUGCCGAUGCCGACCCAGGCUCCCCUGAGUACGAGAAGUAUCAGCGCCAGUCGUCGUGGCUUCUCCGUCUCGUCCUCGACCGUAGGGCUAUGAUCGACCGCAAGGUCGACGUCGACUACGUCGCCAACCAGAUCAUCAACAACUUCAAGACCGAUCUCGUCGUCAUGUGGAGUCAGGAUGCCUCAGAGGACACGAUGAUCAUCCGGUGUCGUGUCGUGAGCGGCGAGGAGAAGACGGAGGACGGGCUUGAGGACAUCGAGGAGGAUGUGUUCCUGCGUCAGCUGGAGAACACGAUGCUCAACUCCAUCGUCUUGCGCGGUGUGAAGGGCAUUGACCGUGUCUUCCUGAGCGAGAAGGACAAGACCCACAUCAACGACGAUGGUACUGUCGGCCAGGAGAAGGAGUGGGUGCUCGAGACGAACGGUACGAACUUGAAGGCCGUCAUGUGCGUGGAUGGUGUCGACUACACGCGCACGUCGUCGAACAACUGCGUGGAGGUGUUCAAUACGUUGGGUAUCGAGGCCGGCCGCCAGUCCGUGCUGAAGGAGCUGAAGUCGUGUAUCGAGUUCGACGGUUCCUACGUCAACUACCGUCAUAUCGCCCUUCUUUGCGACCUGAUGACCCAGCGCGGCACUCUCAUGGCUAUCACUCGACACGGUAUCAAUCGCUCGGACACUGGCGCACUCAUGCGUUGUUCGUUCGAGGAGACCGUCGAGAUUCUCAUGGAGGCCGCUGCGGUCGGCGAGAAGGACGACUGCCACGGUGUCGCCGAGAACGUCAUGUUCGGGCAGAUGGCGCCCAUGGGUACCGGUGCUUUCGACGUCGCCCUCGACAUCAACAUGCUCAAGGACGCGAUUGUCGACACGCACCAUAUGCCGACGCUGGCGGGCGAUGGCGGCAUGACCCCGGGGCAGGUUGCGAUGACGCCGUACGAUAGCAACUCGCCAAUGUGGGACCAGGGAAUGUUCAAGGGCGAGCAGGCGGCGUUCUCGCCGCUAGCGGUCAACGGCAGCGAGGAGCCGAGCGGCGCGUAUGGCGGGCUCACUGGCUACGGCCAGAGCCCAUACGGCGCGGGCAGCUUCUCGCCUGGACGUCCGGGGUACAGCCCGACCUCGCCGAGCUACUCGCCUGCGUCGCCGAGCUUCGCAAGCGCACAGUCGCCGUUCAUCGGCGGUGCAUCGCCGUUCGGCGCAUCUCCGUAUGCAACAUCGCCGUUCAUCGGUGGCGCGACGUCCCCGACGUACUCGCCGACUUCGCCUGCGUUGAACCUCACGUCGCCGUCGUACUCGCCGACGAGCCCGCGGUAUUCGCCGACGUCUCCAUCGUUUUCGCCAACGUCACCGAGGUACAGCCCGCAGUCGCCGUCGUUCAGCCCGUCUUCGCCGAGAUACUCGCCUACGAGUCCGUCGUUCAGUCCGGCUUCGCCUCGUUCUCCUCAAAUGGCUUCUCCCACGUCGCCGAAGUACUCCCCCACCUCACCAAUGGCCUCGCCGGCUUCCCCCAGAUACUGUAAGCCCAAACUUGCGAUUUCCUCCCCCACAUCACCCGCAUACUCGCCGGCGUCUCCUGCUUACUCCCCCACCUCCCCCGCAUACAGCCCCUCCUCGCCAACGUGGUCGCCGUCUAGCCCGUCGCAGAACGCCAACGGUCAGAACCAGAAUGGCAGCUCGUCGACGAACAACCACUACCAGGCGUCGCCUUCGUGGGAUUAGCCUCCAGUCGGUUUGGAUCUUGUCUACUUCUUCAUCGUCCUCCGCUUGCGUUAUAUAUUCUAGGAUUAGUUUAGCUAUGUCGCACACCAACAAUCACAUUCCAUACACCACAACGAGCAUCAUGUGUAGAUUAUUUGGCAUUUUGAAUGAACAGUAUCGUGUAGAUUUGCACACGACA